Molecule: messenger RNA, 1299 nt
Organism: Myxocyprinus asiaticus (Chinese sucker)
Lineage: Eukaryota; Metazoa; Chordata; Actinopteri; Cypriniformes; Catostomidae
Product: basement membrane-specific heparan sulfate proteoglycan core protein-like
Exons: 9
Coding region: 52-1203 (383 amino acids)
Biological process (GO): homophilic cell-cell adhesion
Cellular component (GO): plasma membrane
Source: RefSeq, a predicted model, not a curated record
AGGGAGUUGUAAAACAGUGAUUCACAGACAGAUCUUCAGUAAGAGUCCAUCAUGAAGGUUCACAUUGCAGCGGUGAUUUUCACUGUUCUUCUGCACACAGUAUGGGGUCAGAUCCCAGUUGUGUCCAUCAGGCCCCGCACGGCUGCCGUUAAACCCGGCGAGACUGUGAGCUUCCAGUGCCGCAUGGUGAGCGGGUCGCAGCCCGUCCAGCUGGAGUGGAAGAAGAUCAACAACCAGCAAUUGGGAGAUAAUGUUAAGAUCGGAUCUGAUGGUGCUGUUCUGACUAUCACCAAUGUCCGUCUCAAUAACCAGGGCGGAUACCGCUGCAUUGCAACUAAUGCACAGGGAAAAGGGACUGUCACUGCCUCCCUGUCCAUAAAACAGCCUCCAAAGGUUCGAGUGACGCCAUCCAGCCCACUGAUGGUCAGAGUGGGUGAGACCGCGUCUCUAGAAUGCAACGCCUCAGGGAGGCCACACCCCUCCAUCAGCUGGUACAAAGAGAAAGGAGGAAGUGAGAUGGCACUUAAUUCCAUCAUGACAGCAGAAACCACAGCUGUGCUGCAGGUGACUGUGAUGACAGCAGAGGAUGCUGGGAUAUUUGUGUGUCGUGCUCAGAGCAGAGAGGGGCUUGCUGAGAAGAGGGUGGAGCUUAAACUGGAGGGCGGGGCUGAUAUGCCCCAGGCAUCAGUAACCGAUACAGAUCUCACAGCCGUCGAAGGCCAUACGGUGACCAUGCACUGCCAUGCUAGAGGUAUGCCCACUCCAGUCAUUUCCUGGUCUAAACUGCGAGCACCGUUGCCAUGGCAGCACAAGGUGACCGGAGGAAGUCUUACUCUUAUUAACGUGGGACGACAAGAUUCAGGCCAGUACAUCUGCAACGCCACAAAUGCUUUGGGAUUCAGCGAGGCGUACGUGCAGUUGGAGGUGGAUUCCCCUCCCUAUGCCACCACAUUGACGGAAGAAAUAGUCGCGCGUCGAGGAGAUGCCAUGCGUCUGCAGUGUCUCGCCCAUGGCACUCAUCCAAUCCGCUACCGCUGGACACGUGUGGGCGGGGCAGCCAUGUCCCCAGGGGCAGAGACCACCAAAGAUGGCUUGUUGAAGAUUGGUCAGCUGAAAGUAACGGACAGCGGAACAUAUAAGUGUGUGGCGACUAAUCACGUGGGCUCCAGUGAAGCUAUAACCAAAGUCACUGUGAAAGCUUAAUUACAGACCAUCUUCAACAGUCUGCUGCUGAUGGUAAAGAUUUGUACAUUAAUUAAUAUAUAUAUAUAUAUAUAUAUAUAUAUAUAUAUAUAUAUA